UUGAGUAAGAAAAGGCCAUCCGAGACUUGAAUUGACUGAUCUUUCGGACAUGAUAAUAUACUCUAACCCUUAAAGAUCAAAAUCUAGGUCUUAAUUCUCUAAAUCUUAUACCCCAAGAUCAAUUUAAUUAGAAACAAUAAUCGACGGUUAUGAUUCGUCCAAAUAUAGGCAAAAAAAUCAAUGCAUCAUCUUAGGAUUUAUAGUUUAUGAUUUAGAUAAUUAGGACCUAGGGUUCACUCAUUAAGGAUUAGGGUAUAGUAUCAUGCCCAAAAAUCAUGUUUAUUCGAGGUCUAAAUAGCGUUUUCAUACUCAAAGUAUGUAAUACCCCGGAUUUCACCCGGGGUACCGUAGAAGGCACUAUAUAUAUAUAUGGUCAUUACUAAAGAUCUAAAUCAAAUUAAUCAAAUUUCGUUUACAUCGAUGUGGAAUUCAUAUAAAUCUGUGGAUUAUUAUAAGGAUCACUCACCAUACCCUAAAUACUCUUUGCACGCACUCAAAAAGUUCCAAAGAUUCAUUACAAUCUUUACAAAACCAUACAUUUGUAAGAUUCCACGAAUUCUUGCCAUAAUAACUUGCAAAAUACAUCAUUUCUCGAAAAUUUUGUAAUCCAAUUUCCAAAUUUUUUUUGGGUAGAAGUAUUCCACAUGUUUUGGUUAGACAGUAUCCCUGCAAGUCCAGGGAAAACGGGGAAACCUCAAGCUAGUUUGGCCCGUCUUUCUGCUCCAAGCCUCAACUUGGCCCAAUUUGAAGACAUGGAAUCAAUUUGGGCCUUUGAAUGAUAAAGAAGCCCAAACUGAAAUGAAAAAAACCCCAGACGUUCUUAUCCACUUCCAACGGUUCUGAAUUCCUCAAAAUUUUCUUCCCCCCGGUGCAUUAACUACUUUUCAAAGCCACUCACUUCACUCUCAGAAAGCUCAAGAAACAAAAAAUGGCGCUCUCUGCUUCCGCCGCCAUCGCAAGCCCCAAAUCCCUCUUCCGCGCUCAAGCCCUUCCCUCCAUUUCAAAACCCACUUGCUCGUUUUCUUGCUUCUCCUCAUCGCAACCUCAAUUCGACAGAAAUGCCAACAGCAACCCCUCUUUGAACUCUGUUCCCAAGCGGAAGAAUCGCAUAGUUGAUGCGGGCAUCGGGCUGUUGUCGGCUUCGAUUCUCGCUCUUUCUCCGAUGGACGCCGACGCCACCAGGAUCGAGUACUACGCCACGGUGGGAGAGCCUAUGUGCGAGUUCAAUUUCGUCCGGUCUGGGCUCGGCUACUGUGACGUCAUUGAAGGUCCCGGCGAAGAGGCGCCUUAUGCUGAGUUGAUCAAUAUACAUUACACUGCUCGAUUUGGCGAUGGGACGGUUUUCGAUAGCAGUUAUAAACGGGCUAGACCGCUCACUAUGCGGAUUGGAGUCGGUAAGGUGAUUAAAGGUCUGGAUCAGGGGAUUUUCGGGGGUGAUGGAGUACCUCCAAUGCACAUAGGUGGGAAGCGUAGGCUUUUCAUUCCUCCAAAGUUAGCAUAUGGACCAGAACCUGCAGGCUGCUUCUCAGGCGACUGCAACAUCCCUGCCAAUGCAACUCUUGUCUACGACAUCAAAUUCGUCGAGAUUUACUCCGGAAACAGAAAGUUAAGCAAUCCCUAAAGUCUGACGACAAUGGCAUAUAUAUAGGAAGAGAACUCAAGGCGGAAGAAACAAGUUUCCUCGGUGUAAAUCCUCAUUCCAGUUGGUGUUUCCUUCCCUUGUUACACCUUGAUUCACAUUCAAAAUCCCAAGAGUCUAGCAUUUGCAUAUUGAAUACAGAAGAACAGCAUCAUCCAUACUUGUGGACACUUGCUUUCGUGCUGAAUUCGGAAACAGUUUGCAGACAAAGCAGUCUGCACAUUAGUAUCUAGAUGACAGGAAGGGAAGGGGGUGGAACACAUUUCUACAAUAAGUAUUCUGGUGAACA
Linum trigynum is the source of this 1928-nucleotide messenger RNA. The record is from the annotation of a GenBank genome assembly. Lineage: Eukaryota; Viridiplantae; Streptophyta; Magnoliopsida; Malpighiales; Linaceae.